Molecule: messenger RNA, 1956 nt
Organism: Anneissia japonica
Lineage: Eukaryota; Metazoa; Echinodermata; Crinoidea; Comatulida; Comatulidae
Product: probable ATP-dependent RNA helicase DDX28
Exons: 14
Coding region: 2-1717 (571 amino acids)
Molecular function (GO): RNA helicase activity; nucleic acid binding; ATP binding
Source: RefSeq, a predicted model, not a curated record
GAUGGCUGCGUCCAUAAGCGAGUACGUGCGAAGUUUUUAUUCCUCUUCAUUAACGAAAUUAAUGUAUUCACUCUAUCCACAUAUUUGUAGAAGAUGUCUAAAGAUGAGGUUACAUAGCAGUGCAGCAAUUAGUAAUGCAGUCACUGAGGAAUCCGCUGGCCUGGAAGUUAUACGUGUACCUCGGAAACUUGCAAAGAAAAUUGAAAACGUUAAGAAAGAAGGAGGGCAGUUAACAUGGGGAGGAAGAGUUUUUUCAUCAAAGCCUGGAAAAGAAAUAAUCUCUGCAAAGAGGAAAGAGUUUAACCAUUAUAUGAAUCAGAAGUAUGAUAAAUUUAAUCCACCAAAACUUGCAUCUCAUGGCUGGAAACAUAGAAAAUCAAAGGGAGAUUACUUUACCAUACUUGCACACAGAAGUAAUCCUUCUUACCUGGGUAAGCAGCCAGAUACUGAUGGUAUCGAAAGAAAAAUCACUUUUGAUGAAAUGCCAUUACACAAGUCACUCAAAGAUGCACUUCAAAGGAUGCGUAUUGAUUUUCCAACUCAAAUUCAAUACACUACAAUACCCUCCUUGCUGGAAGGCAAAAAUGUGCUAUUUGCAGCAGAAACAGGUAGUGGAAAGACACUGACUUACCUGCUUCCAGUUUUGAAUAUGCUCUUUAAGGAGAGAGAGACAUUUGACUUGCAAGUUCUUCCAAAAGAACCAAGAGCUAUGAUAUUGGUACCAACUAGAGAGCUAGCCACUCAAGUUGAGCAAGUAGCCAGACUUUUGACAACUGAUGAACAAUUAACCAUACGCCAUCUUGAAGGAUCAAAAUCAAUGAAAACCAAGAAGCACACAUUUCUGACUCCUGUUGAUGUCAUCAUCUCCACCCCUGGACCACUACUUAGCUGUUUACGAGAAGGAUUUGUUUCAAUGAAGCAUAUUCAUCAUGUUGUUAUUGAUGAGGUUGAUACAAUGUUAGAUAGCAGCUUCUCUUACAACAUCCUCAAAAUUUUCAAGGAUGUUAAUAUAUGCCUGGGGAAAUGGUCACACAAAUACCCACCAUCUGAAGCCCAGUUGGUGUUGGUUGGAGCUACAAUGCCAAAACAUUAUGCAGAGAUUCUUAGUGAAAUCAUUUAUGAGAAAUCAAUAACAGUUAUAUCAACUCCACAGUUGCAUCGUGUUAUGCCACACGUGAAUCAGAAAUUCAUCAGGAUGCCAAGUCAAGAUAAAUCAGUUCAUAUUCUGGAGUUGGCCAAGAGAAAUGACAGAAGGGGAAUUCGCACCAUCAUCUUCUGUAAUGAAGUGGACAGCUGUAACUGGAUGUCAGCAUUCCUGCAGCAGCAUAACAUUAGGGUCAUUAGACUCAAUGGCAAAUUAUUACCAGAGUAUCGUGUUGGAAUGUUAAACGCCUUUCAUGAAGGUGCCUGUAAUAUCCUCAUCGCAACAGAUAUUGCCUCGCGUGGAAUAGACACAAUAAAUGUACGCCAUGUUAUCAAUUUUGACUUUCCUCAUCACAUGUCAGAUUAUAUCCACCGUGUUGGUCGAGUUGGCAGAGUUGGUAGCCAUGACAAUGGGCAUGUGACUAACUUUAUUGUGCAUAAGUGGGAUGUUGAUCUUGUUCACAAAAUAGAGAGGGCAGUGCGACAGCAAUUGGAUCUACCGAAUGUAAAUGCUGACAUCACCAAGAAACAUCAGGAUCGCUUGUCAAGUACACUCAUGGAUGAUUUUAUGUAAAACAUAUAGAUUGGAAAAUAUAUAUCUGCAGUUGGAUUGGAUUGGAAUUAUAUGGUGUAAACACCUAGGAUAGCCCACAAAAAUCUAGAAGAAGACUUCUUUCUAGUGGGGUCUUCUAGUGGUGAUUGGGCAGUACACUGGGAGACAAUCCCCUACUCUUUUCCAAAGAGUAUACUGUGUUCUUUAAAGUGCCAUAAAAUGCACACAGGACCAACGGCUUAAACGGCUCAUCCGAAAGC